Molecule: messenger RNA, 480 nt
Organism: Lactuca saligna
Lineage: Eukaryota; Viridiplantae; Streptophyta; Magnoliopsida; Asterales; Asteraceae
Source: the annotation of a GenBank genome assembly
AUGGAAAACGGAAGCAACACGAGCAAAAGUAACUCCUUCAAGCAGCAACCACUUCCAAGUUUUUUUUUCAAAUCGUCGCCUCUGAAUUCGAUUGCUAUGGAGGAUGUCGUCUUCAUGGGUCCAUCUAAAGUGAAGGGCUCUUUUAUGCUCAUAGUGUUCGAUAAUGAAAGCUUAACAAAUGCUACAAAAAAGGAGCCUGUUACCCACACUAGCAUGGUUGGUCACCUUAAUGACAGUCAGAAAAAUAGGGUUGAAAGUUGGAAGGAUAAACAGAACAAGAAGAAAAAGAGUGUUGCUAAAGUUGCUAAAGAAGUUCAAAUUCAUGUAAACCACCAGAUGGGUGAAAAGCAGGGGUCAACAAAGGCGAAUGGAAUGCAACCACUUUCACAAAUAGUUACAAUUCCAAAGAGCCAAAUCACACCUUAUAGAGUUGUAAUUAUAGUGGAUUUUUCUUAUCCUUCUUCUUGGCACACCGAUUGA